Puccinia triticina is the source of this 1665-nucleotide messenger RNA. RefSeq lists its product as uncharacterized. Gene Ontology annotation, cellular component: nucleus. Lineage: Eukaryota; Fungi; Basidiomycota; Pucciniomycetes; Pucciniales; Pucciniaceae. The transcript is spliced from 4 exons. The coding region runs from base 1 to 1665 and encodes 554 amino acids. The record is from RefSeq and is a predicted model, not a curated record. Gene Ontology annotation, biological process: response to oxidative stress.
AUGCAGGACUUACUCGAAGAAUUCGACCCACUCUCCAUCAACAAACACACCCAGAUCGGAAUCAUCACUACCAAGAACCACCCGAGCAGCGCUCUCAAGUCCAACUACGCCCACCAGGCCCAGACUAACAUCAGAAGACCAUCAGCAAGCUCAAACUCAAACCCGCUCUUCUCCUCAGCAGCAACAACCACUGCCGCCCCAAGCGACCAGAGCAACCCCUCCAUCAUCGGGAAAAUCAAACCACAGGCCGAUCACCUCUCGUCCACCGACCUCGAUCCACUCGGAUUCCUAGCUGACAGCCAAUCAACAGCUGCAUCUCCAAACACUCAGAAAUCAUUGCUCAUAGACGCUCAGAUUCGCUCAAAGUUCAGGCAGGAUGCACUCGCAAAACACCUGGCCCACGAGCCCUUCCGGCCUCAAUCUCCAUCCCUCCAACCUCCUCCACUCUCCACUCAGCCAAACUCAACCAGCAAUCCUUACCAGAAACCGCUGAUCACUCUCUCCAAGUUGGACCAAGAACCUAUGACCUGCUUCAUCGAUCCCACCACUGCCCUCUCUCCCAACGACGCUGCUGCCCUCAGCUCCCCUCCUGCAGACCAUUCUGUCACCAAAAACUCACCAUCCAAUAAUGCGAACACAAACUCGAUCAAAAUCCCGUCCCAAAUCUUCCAGAACCAAGCCAACAAAUCAAGAACAUCAAAGAACGAGAGUCCUAGUCCCAAGAGCACUACUACCAAACCUCUUUCCCUCUCAGGCCAUCCAGAGAGCAGCACCAAUAACGCUAGGGCCGAGCCCCGGAUGACUAAAGCGGUUGACCAACACAAGUUAGCGGCCGCUUUGCUCGAAGACUUCGACGAGUUUGUCUCCGCGAGCGGGCCGGGGUCGGCACCAUCAUCUUCCAAGAAAGAGGCUCCGAUCGAUCAACACACUCCUCGAGAGUUCCAAACUUUCAAAACUCGCGCCUCCCCCUCUCCCGCCAUCAAAGCUCACAACAGUGGCCAUUCCACUCCACUCUCUUUCUUUGAAGGCCACGAAGGCCGGCCUAGUCCCAUCCAAUUCGUCGGCGCUGACUCGCAAUCCCAACUGGUCAUGGAUGACGAAUUGGCUGAAGGAAUCAGGUUGCAUUUGCCGUCUCGAUUGAAGAUCCCAUCGACAUGGAGAUUGAUGUAUUCGAUCGACCAACACGGGACCUCGUUAGGCACGCUGUACGAGAAAGUGCGUUCGAUCUCGUCGAUGAGCGGGACGACCGCCGGCUGCAUCUUAGCAUUGAAAGACCAAGACGGGAACCGGUUUGGGGCAUUCGUCAACGAGGCUUUCAAGCCUUCUAAAGAGUACUAUGGGACCGGCGAAUGCUUCUUGUGGAAGGCUGUCAUGUUCGAGCCUGGCGAUUUUCGGAUCGGCGUCACCGUGAAAGUCUAUCUUUGGACUGGUGCCAACGACUACAUGAUCCUGAGCGACCACGACCUUCUGAGCAUUGGUGGAGGGGAUGGCAAGUUUGGUUUAUGGAUCGAUUCGAAUUUGGACAAAGGCGCGUCGAGCAGUUGUCCGGCGUUUAACAACGAAGUCCUUUGUUCGAUCACCAACAAGCAUCCGACCGACCGUACCCAAGACGACGGCACCUUUGAAGUGAUCGCCCUGGAGUGUUGGACCGUCUGCGUCUCAUAA